This is a messenger RNA of Cottoperca gobio, 9112 nucleotides long. RefSeq names its product tetratricopeptide repeat, ankyrin repeat and coiled-coil containing 2a (gene tanc2a). Gene Ontology annotation, cellular component: dendritic spine. Gene Ontology annotation, molecular function: protein binding. The record is from RefSeq and is a predicted model, not a curated record. The transcript has 29 exons. The coding region runs from base 399 to 6248 and encodes 1949 amino acids. Lineage: Eukaryota; Metazoa; Chordata; Actinopteri; Perciformes; Bovichtidae. Gene Ontology annotation, biological process: regulation of dendritic spine morphogenesis.
CGGAGGAGACUCGUGCCACCGGAGCUCUUCAAACGUCAGCUCGUGCUCACCGGAGAAAGGAGAAUGAUGGUCCUAACAUCACCACCCGUCUAUUGAUAAGGAGAUAAGAAUAACCGGUAAUCAAUGGGGAAUUGGGAAGUGUGGGAAUCCGCCUCACGCACAACGACUCCGUUGGUUUAUACCGGGGAUUGUACGGAGGAGUACACACCGAGGGCUUUAUAUUAACCCGACCGUGACCGACCUAUUAUCGGUCUGACGUUAUUCUUAUCGCCAGGGAUUUGAGGGAAAAAAACAGUCAAGGGGGUGUUGACAGGAAGUCUGUGUGUGUGUGUCUGUGUGUGUGUGUCUGUGUGUGUGUGUGUGUGUGUGUGUGUGCGCACUUGUCGUGGUGAGCAACCAUGUUCCGAAACAGCCUGAAGAUGUUCCUUGGAGGCAAACCCCGCAAGAACAACACUGGUGGCAGUGGCAUAGAGUCAGAGGGCUCAGAGGUCAGGAUGAUGGAGGGAUUCACUCGUUCGCUUCCCUCUUCUCCCCUCCUCAACCUUCGUCUAGUCAAAAGAACGGGCGAGGAUGAGGAGCUAGGACCCCCACCCUCAGUAGACGAGGCGGCUGAUGCUCUGAUGACCAGGCUGGGCUUCCUGCUGGGGGAAAAGACAAUCAGUGAGCCAGGGUCCCCUUACCACGCCCAGGAUGAUGGACAGAGGAUCUCUCCUUCCUCCAGUCUGGCCAGUAGCAGCACCUCACCCUGCUCCACACUGCAGCCUCCUGCUGGAGGGGAGGGCAACAACAAGCACGCCUCUUCCAACCACGCCUCCGUCACCUCCCCCACCUCAACACUGGAGAGCAGGGACAGCGGCAUCAUAGCCACGCUGACCAGCUAUUCUGCUGAGUCGGCAGCAGAGCGGGACGACAGCGGCAAGUAUCCCGCCGACUGUUACCGUAGUAACAGCCUGAAUCUCUGGCAGCAGGGGGGCCGGCCGGUGGUGGCCUCCACCUCCUCUUCCUGUAUGGUAGCCGCAGGAAGCAUGAAUGAAGGCUUCCUGUACAGGGUGGAGGACAUCAUGGCCGCCUCCACCUACAGCCUCAACAAACUCCACCCAGACCGAGGUCCUUGCUCUGCCCGCUCUUCAGGCUCUACCCACUCCAUCCCUCUUUACCUCAUGCCCCGCCCUAAUUCAGUUGCUGCCACUAGUUCUGCCCACCUUGAAGAUCUAGCCUAUCUUGAUGAGCAGCAGAGACACAUCCCUUCAAGGACGUCCCUCAGAAUGCUCAGACAGAAUUCUGGGAGUCGUAGUCAACAGGACCACCGAGUUUGUUUCACUCCCUCUCUCAACCUGAAGCCCCUCCACUUUGAGGUUCCUGGUCUCUCGUCUGAUUGGCUGUUCACUGGCAGGGAGUGGCUCUUCCAGGAAGUGGACGCUUGUCUUCGCAGUGGUGACCCAUCAACCAGCCGGGGCGUGGUGAUCAUCGGCAACAUGGGCUUUGGAAAAUCGGCUAUCAUCGCCCGUCUGGUGGCGCUCAGUUGUCAUGGAAACCGCAUGUCGCCAACGUCUACCAGCAACCAGACCAUGCCUAAACAUGUAGAGGCCGUUUCUUUCUCUCAAGACUCCCUGGGAAGAGGAGGAGGGGGAGACGAAGGAGGGGGAGGAAGCUGUCCUGGGACUCCAGAGAUGAGGAGGAAACAGGAGGAGGCGCUGAGGAGGCUUGCAGGACAGGUAGUUUCAUAUCACUUCUGUAAAGCUGAUAACUGUCACACCUGUCUGGUUCCGGAGUUCGUCCACAACAUGGCGGCAAUGCUAAGUGACGCCCCUCAGCUGUCGGCCUAUCGGGAGCUGCUGCACCAGUCCCCGCAGCUACAGAGCACGCUAAGUCUGCGCUCCUGUAUCCAGGAUCCGAGCUCUGCUCUCCAGAGAGGAGUACUAGAACCAUUGGACGCGCUCUACAGAGAGAGGAAGUUGCAAGUGGAGGGGGCGGGGCUUAUUAUACUGAUUGAUGGGCUGAAUGAGGCCGAGUUUCACCGGCCGGACUACGGCGACACACUGACUUCCUUCCUGUCCAGAAACGUCCAGAAAUUUCCUUCCUGGUUGAAGGUUAUUACCACUGUCAGGACCGGUCAGCAGGACAUAACUUGUUCCCUACCUUUUCACUGCAUCUCACUGGACAGGAUGGAAGAGAACAACGCCAUAGAGCAGGACCUGCAGGGUUACCUGAUGCAGCGUAUCCACAGCAGUGCAGAGAUCCAGAGCAAUGUGUCGCUAAGCAAUGGUCGCCUUGACAACACGGCACUGGCCAAGCUGAUCAGCCACCUGAAGAGCCUGAGCAAGGGCUCGUACCUCUACCUGAAACUGACCCUGGACCUGAUAGAGGGAGGAUACCUGGUUCUGAAGAGUUCCAGCUUCAAGGUGGUCCCUGUGAGUCUAGCAGAAGUCUACCUGCUGCAGCUCAACAUGCGUUUUCCCACCCAGUCGUCUUUCCAGAGAGUUCUGCCACUGCUCAACGUUACUGUGGCAUCGCUGCACCCACUGACCGAUCAGCAGCUGUUUGAGGUGGUGAAUGCGUGCGCUCUGACUGGGGGAAUGCUGCACUGGGGAGAGUUUGUGCACCGUCUGGAGCAGCUCUCCUCUUUCCUGCUGCGGCGAAGCGAUGGCAGCAGGAUGCUAAACCAUGCCUCCUUCAGAGAGUGGCUGAUGUGGAGAGAAGAGGGUCAGGACGACAGGUUCCUCUGCGACCCCAGGAGCGGUCACACACUCCUGGCCUUCUGGCUCAGCAGACAGGAAGGAAAGUUGAACCGACAGCAGACACUGGAGCUUGGACAUCACAUCCUGAAGGCUCACAUCUACAAGGGUCUGAGUAAGAAGCUUGGGGUUUCCUCCUCAGUUCUGCAGGGGCUGUGGCUCUCCUACAGCACAGAGAGCCUGAGCCCUGCUCUCUCAUCGCUGCGCAACCUCUACACCCCCAACAUCAAGGUGAGCAGGUUGCUGAUUAUGGGUGGGGCUAAUGUGGACUCCCUUAGUGAUGUCCUCAACAACGCCCCCCUGCUGUGUGUCCACGCUCACCUGGGCCACAGUGACGCUGUGGCACUGCUGCUAGACCUCGGAGCUCAGGUGGAUAUUCAGUCACAGGAUGGUUUGACUGCUCUGGGAUUCGCUGCUGCAGCUGGACAUCUGGAAAUCGUCACCAUGCUGAGUCAGCACACAGCUAAGGUUGGACAUGUAGACAGCUCAGGUCGGUGUGUGUUGGUGCACGCGUCUCAGCGGGGCCACCUCGAGGUGCUGCGCUUCCUGCUGAAGCAUGCAGACUGGAGCUGCACUUCCUGCUGCAGCCAAAGGGGGGCGAGCAGGUGCCAGGCGGUGCAGCAGGCUCUGAUUGCUGCAGCAAGCAUGGGCCACACAGAGAUGGUGUCAUACCUCCUGGAUCUUCCAGAGGAAGACGAGGAAGAGGAGGAGAGACCUGAGAUCAACACACCUGACAGUCUGUGGGGAGAGACAGCUCUGACAGCAGCAGCAGGAAGUGGCAGGCUGGCGGUCUGCAGGUUGUUGUUGGAUCAGGGGGCUGCUGGGGAGCAAGGCAACAGUCGGGGUAUGGCUCCCCUCUUCAGUGCAGUGAGACGUGGCCACGGGCAGGUGGUGGAGCUCUUGUUGGGGCACGGGGUGGAGGUGAACAUGGUGGACCAACAGGGUCGAACAGCUCUGAUGGCGGCAGCCUCAGAGGGACAUUUGGCCACCGCCCAGCAGCUACUGGAUCAUGGAGCCUCUCUCGACCAGGCUGACAGGGAAGGCUUAACGCCGCUGAGCUGGGCGUGUCUGAAAGGCCAGCUCCCAUUGGUCAGAGAGCUGGUGGAGCGAGGUGCAGCCACGAGUCACGCUGACCGCAGUGGACGGACACCUCUGGACCUGGCUGCCUUCCGCGGUGACCCAGAAGUGGUGCAGCACCUGGUGGAUCACGGUGCGUCGGUGGAGCAUGUGGAUUGCAGCGGGAUGCGUCCUCUGGACAGGGCGGUCGGCUGCAGAAACACUUCAGCAGUCAUCGCUCUGCUCAAAAAGGGAGCCAAGAUAGGACCAGCAACCUGGGCCAUGGCUACCUCUAAACCAGACAUCUUAAUGGUUCUUCUCAGUAAAUUGAUCCGAGAGGGAGACAGACUGUACAAGCAAGGUUCAGUGAGGGAAGCUGCUCACUCCUAUCAAUCAGCUCUCCAGAAGUUUCCAGGGGACGAGCUGAAGACGUUCAGACAGCUGAGAGUGUGUGUGCUGCUCAACCUGUCUCGCUGCCACCGCAAGAUGAACGACUUUGGCCUCGCUGAGGAGUUUGCCACCAAGGCACUAGAGCUGAAGGCUAAAUCCUACGAAGCCUUUUAUGCCCGAGCCCGCGCCAAACGUGAACGCAGACAGUUCCAUGCAGCCCUAGAGGACCUGAUUGAGGCCAGCCGCCUGUGCCCAUCCAACCGGGAGAUCCAGCGGCUGCUGUCCCGGGUCAAGGAAGAGUGUCGGCAGGUUGCACAACAACAGGACUCUUCCGCUCCUUCGUCACAUCCUGUUUAUCAACUAAAUGUGGCCAUGUCUAACAACGAGGCCAGGUGCAGAGAUCCAGGUUGUCUGCAGGUGCAGGACAGGGAGGGGCUUACUGAGGAAGAGGAGGAAGAGGAGGGGGAGGAGAGUCACAGGGAAAUAAAUGCUCCUCAUUCCUCCUCCUUCCACCCUCCACCUGUGGUUCAAAGCCUUGACACCCACUGCCACCCUGGGGUGCCAUCCUCUCUCUCCCCCACUCAUCUAUAUCGUCAUCAUCCCAGCCCCACCCACGCCCCAUCCUCUACUUCUCCCUGUCAAUCUGCCCCUCCACCUCCACCCUCCUCCUACCACUAUUUCAGCCCUCUGCCCUCCCCGAUGCAGCAUCAACUGCGACCAAGCCCAAUGUCAGAAAGUAUGCCUGCAUUGUCAGGAAAUUCUCUACACCACCAUCCGCAGUCCAUAUCAGCUCUUCACCUCUCAGACCAGAACCAGGGAGUGCAGCACCACCACCUGUCCAAUCAGAGAUCUUUCCAAAAGCAGAACCCUGUUCAAGGCCAGUGGCUCCAACCAACCAAAGUACAGGUUGUCAGAACCAAUCAGACCAGUUCCUCGGCACACUCCAGCAUGAUUUUGGGAAGUUCUGCUUACUCGCAGUUUGGCCAACUUCCACAAGAACUGGCUGAACUGGCCGAGCUCGGGGAAGGCAUUUGCCCGAGUCCCCUUGAUAUCAGGCCUGGCCUGCAGGUCCAGGCUGGUCUGAGCUCAGGAGCUUCAUAUCCACAAGAUGAUGUAGAUGUUGACUUUGUUUCCCAGGGAAGACCUGCGUCUGCCUAUGGGAGAGAAGGAGGAGGGGAGAGGGCCGGGGUCAAUAGAUUUGGCCCGACCCGUCAGUUCAGUCGCAACCAAUCCAAAGCAGCCUACUACCCUAUGGAAGUUACUGAAACAACAUUAAGGCCUCCUGAAAACCUUCCACCAUCGCACGAUUACCAAUACCAACAUCAGGGGGGACUACGACGCCCGCUCAGUGCCCACCCAACCUCCUCCGCUCCUCCCCCAAGGCCUCUUGUCCACUCUCAGAGUAUCAGCGUCCGUUUCUCCACCAGCAGCGGCAGCCUUGCUGGUGGGCAGCUCGCUAAUCAAGGCCUAGGCUUCAGGACCUCAGCCUCCGCCCAGCACAUGGAUGUACCUUCAGAUCUGACCUCUGUGGGAGGGCUUACUGGUUACCAUGACGACCUCUUUCUGAACUCCUCUCCCCAGUCAGAAAUAUGCAUGGUAGGAGGCGGAACAUAUCCUGGAGAGGCAGGCCGUUCAUCUAGGAACACUCCCUUUAUGGGUGUUAUCGACAGGGCCGCGAGGGUGCACCAGCAGUAUCAGCAACAAGCCCCUUCCAGUUCUGCAUCCUGUCUCAGCCCUUCUCGCUCCUGGGCUGUGUCUUCAGUAGACACGGUGGUCACCUCGCCAAGCAAAACCCCCAAUCAAGGGGGCUUCUGCCCACCCCAGCCAUCCUCCAUUGCCUACUACAACCGCAGCAACAACAAUGCCCACAAUGACAACCAGCUUGACUGCUAUCCUCAGGGUGAAGUGUCGGUAAAAGUUGCCAGUCAGAAUCCCUCCUACCUGGAUGUGAAGCUGGCUCGAACGCUGCCGGUGAUCCAUAGCUGUCCAGACAGACCUAGUGACAGAAAGACAGGUCCUACCUCUCCUGUCAAACCAAAAAGACCCUUUGUAGAGUCCAAUGUAUAAAGAAAGGUUUAAAUGUUAAGUCAGAGAAAAGGGAGGAGGGUUAAUAAAGAGUGGUAAAAAGAAAUGAGUGUAGUCAUAUAUUCUAAUAUUCACUGGGGCGAUGGAAUUAUUAAUGCAGAGUUAUGCUUGAAAUGAACUAGUUUGUACAACAUGUAAUAGCAAAGACUCUUCUUGAAGGUAUUCAUGGUGUAUGGUCACACUCGUACACACAAAAAAGGGAUUGAAAUUGUGAAAAAAUAUAGAAAAGUCCUGCACACCUCCACCAAUGGCUGCAUGUAGUAUUCGUGUUUUCCAGAUUUUCGGUUUCGGAAAGACAAGGACUUCCUUUGAAACAUACUGACUCCUUUAUUGUUUAGAAGACAAGAGGGAAAGCAGAAGUUAAUCAAUAUGUUUCAUAUGGAACAUAUUACCUGUUACAGGUCAGAUCUGUAGCUUAACCAGCCAGAGACAAAGAAACGAAGCAAGGACAAAGGGAAUGAGGCAAGAACAAGAGUGCUUAAACAUAAGACAGCAUCUGCCAUUACAAAGUACAAUGAGGAAGAGUAUAUUUGGGGGGGAAUUCAGAAGUUAACACAAAAAAUCUGUCUGGACGCACUAAUCCUUCCAUCCCUCCCUGUUCAUCUCUGGUUUACAGAACAUUUAAAAGCUGAAGUCUCUGAAUGCCAACAAUGCACUGCGCUAAAGAUUUUCUGCCAAGUUCACAUACUCUAGACAGUGAUAUUUAGUCAGACAAGAGAGACUAAAACCACCACUACCACCUUUGUCUGCCGCUUACGCAUUUAUUGAAAUUUCCAUUUCAACUUUGAAGCGCUUACAUGACAGGAAACCUGGAAACAGUCACUGCAGGAUCCAGGCUCUAAAACUUGUGCCAGUCAGAUGCCGGUCCCAAGCCAUAGUUUGUAAAACUAGGAUGAUGCUGUAAUUGAAGAAGCACUGGCUUGCUGUAUAUAAAAACUAAAAUAAGGGAUAUUUAUCUUUUUUAAGUUAUAUAUGUAUUAAACUGUAUAAAUAUUGUUCAUCUUAAAACUGUAUAUAUCUUUUGGAUUUACCUUUGUAUGUUUAUUUUGAGGGUUUCUCACACAGAACAUAAUAGAAACCUUCUUUUCAACGAGACAAAACAGCAAAGCAGCACCAGUUCAGCUUUGCUCAGUUUUAGGUUAACAUCUCUUCCUGUUUGUGUAUUAGCACUCUACAUUUAAAAAUGCCUUUUAAGGUUAUUGGACUUUUUGCUUCAGGUUGUUAUUUUUUGUCUUUUCUAUAAAGGCCUUUUUUAUUAUGUAGUUCUAAAGUCCUAAGUUAUGCAAACCACAUGGAUCCCAACUGAUAUACCAGAGCCCUUUAUACACGUUGCCAUGAAAAAUAGUGCUUAAAUGUCCCAUGAGCUGGCUAUUGUUUAUCAGCUCCUACGUGAGCAGCAUGCCUGAAUAACUACAGUAGCAAUCAAGCAUUACUCUGUGGUGCUGAAAUAUGAAACCAGCGCUGAAGUGCCAAAAAUACUACAGUUCCUUGAAUGGCCCCUUGAGGCUGGCUCCAAAACGACUCCCCAUUGACCCCCGUGUUAAAAUGCCAAACUUUAUAGUAGAAAUAAACAUGUUUACAGUUUAGUACAAAAAACGGUUUUGGUCUCUAUAGCUAAAUAACUAUCUGUGGUUUGAAUUUUUAUAUCUCGCUCGUUAAAAUAAUAUUAAGGCUUCAAAUUAUGCAUAAUUAAGGGUGUGGCUACUUUGAGUGACAGGUGGUUGACGUCACAGGUCACUAGCCAGUAGCUGUCUACCUGCUGCGUCACACGGGCCCGCCUCAGCUCCACCGACGAUCCACCUCUUUGCCCAUUUUUGGAUUAGCCUGGAGUUAGGCGGUGUCGUCACUGCCAAGAUGGCGACAGCCGGAGCCGCCCACUUUGAGCUUCACAACAGCUCUUUAGACUACGUUCAUAUUUUAUACAGUCUGUGGUUACUUCAUAGGUCUAGGCAUUUUAUUAAAUAACUGCAUUUUUGUAGUGUUAAAACUAAACCAAAUGUUUGCCUUUUUUUGCUCCAUAUGUAGCCAUCAAGUGCAUAUUUAAGAUUUUCAUUUUAAUUAGAUUUUUCUGGUAACAUUAAAAAGUCAGAUGGAGUUGGUGUUUUCAGCGGAGUCAUGUUAGCUUGAUUAGCAAGCUACAGCUCAUAAAAUCAGCCAAUGAAAGUUACCAUUUCAGAUGGCAGAAGCAACGGUUGUCUGAUAGAAAGAAAUAAGAAACCUGCUUUUAUCUACCUAUGUCUGAAAUCAAGGACCCAGUGAUUAAAAAAAUAAAUAAUAAUAAUACAAAAUAUAAAAGACAGUAAUCUGUCACCCCCAUUAUUUGAAACUGAAUAUGCGCUGUGUGAGAAUUUUGUAGCGAAAGUAACAAAGUUAGCUAACAAUCAAUUCCUGAGCUAGUUUUACAAAGGGGAUGUGACUAACAGACGGGAUUCAGAAAGUGGGACUUAGCAUUUUUAUUUUAAAUGUAUUUUAUGCACAUGAAUGUCUGUCUGUUUUUUUGUACAUUAUGUUUCUAAUGAACCAGCAGCUUAGUUUCAGAGUUGCAGAUAAACCUCCAACAGUCUCUGUGACCACUGCCCUUAUUCCUUACUGCUUCAGUUUCCAGCUGUGAGAGAUGUGGUAAUACUUAAUUACUCAAGCCGUUUAUAUAGUACUGCUGGGUAUGGUAUCUAAUUCUGCCCAGUUAGAGUAAUGAAGUAGAUUUUUGAUUGGAUGUUCAAGACUAGUUUAAAAUUGAAAGUGAUAAAGUGUGGAAACGGCUUGUCAUGGUUCAUCAGUGUGGCUUUAAAUCCUUGAUGGGUUGGAUGCCAGUUGUACCUUUCAAUAAAACAAUGUGUUGUGCUGUA